This is a messenger RNA of Apis dorsata (giant honeybee), 1245 nucleotides long. RefSeq names its product flavin reductase (NADPH). NCBI's taxonomy places the organism in Eukaryota, Metazoa, Arthropoda, Insecta, Hymenoptera, Apidae. The record is from RefSeq and is a predicted model, not a curated record. Bases 80 to 685 code for a protein of 201 amino acids. The transcript is spliced from 5 exons.
CUAUAUAAAUAUGACAUAGCACUUUUAUGUAGUGAUUAUAAUUUUACGUAGUAGAAAUUAUUGUAGCAAUUGUAUCGCCAUGAAUCGAAUAGUGAUAUUUGGAGCUACGGGAAAUACAGGAUUAUGUGCUUUAAAUAGUGCUGUAAAUAAGGGAUUAAAUGUAAAGGUAUUUGUGAGAGAUGAAAACAAAGUUCCAAUGAAUUUAAAAGAUAAAAUUGAAAUAAUUAUUGGAGAUGUUAUUAACAAAGAACAAGUUUCAAAUGCAAUAUCUAAUACUGAUGCAGUGGUUGUUGUGCUUGGUACACGAAAUGAUUUAAGUCCAACUAUAACAUUGUCUACUGGUAUGAAAAAUAUAAUAGAUGCUAUGAAAAUACAUAAUGUAGAAGUAGUAUCUGUUUGUUUAUCUGCAUUUUUAUUUUACAAACCUGAAGCAGUGCCUAACAUAUUUAAAGAUUUAAAUGCAGAUCAUCAACGAAUGUUUGAUCUUCUUAAAGAAAGUCAAUUAAAAUGGAUUGCAGUAUUACCACCUCAUAUUGCAGAUGUACCAAAUUCAAAAUAUAUAGUGAAACAUGAUGAAUCUCCAGGUCGAGCUAUUUCCAAACAUGAUUUAGGUGCUUUUCUUAUUGAAAGUCUUCAACAAACAGAACAUUAUCAAAAAGUUUGUGGUAUUGCUAACACUGCAUAAUAUAACAAAAAAUAUAUUUUGUAAUUUGUAAAAAACUUAAAAGUAUUUUAUAAAAUUUUGUUUACUUUUAAGAAUAUAAAAAAAUAAAUAAUAAAUUUAGAAAUUUACUAUUUUUAAUUUGUACAAAAGAAAUUGUUAAUUUUUUAAAGAAUAUUUGUGAUUUUAAACAUCUAUUGGAAUGAUUGUAAAUUAUGAUUUGUAAUAUAUGAAUGAGAUGUAUGCAUGAAAAACAUUUCUAUAUUUAAAAGCAAUUAAAAUUAAAAUUAAAAAAAUAAUUUUCUUUAAGAUAAAUAAAUAAAUAAUAUACAUAUGGAAUAUAUAAAAAAUCUUAUGUAUAAAAAGAAAAUUGUUUAUCAUUGUUUUACUAUUGUAAUGAUAAUUUUUUUACCAUAUGUGUUCUGUGUGUUAUAACACCUAAAUCAUAAAACUUUGGCAUUUGAAAGUUUGGCAUUGGAGGUGGUGGUGGACCACAACAUUGUGUACUUUUCUCCUUAAGUUUUGCUUUAGUAAAUGCUGCACUAGAAUAUACAACAUCAUUAAUUCCUGAUGCUUUAAAUGGA